Molecule: messenger RNA, 1544 nt
Organism: Ctenocephalides felis (cat flea)
Lineage: Eukaryota; Metazoa; Arthropoda; Insecta; Siphonaptera; Pulicidae
Product: PHD finger protein 7-like
Exons: 11
Coding region: 135-1544 (469 amino acids)
Cellular component (GO): nucleus
Source: RefSeq, a predicted model, not a curated record
AUAAUAAUAAGAAUCAAUAAAUUCAUUAUUCACUUAAUUGUGUGAUGUGCCAGUUGAAAUGAAAAAGAUUUUUUUUAUGCUCACUGUGAAGAUCUUUAAAAAGGACUCAACUUUUACAAAGUAACAUUGUGUAUAUGCUGAUUUACAAAUUCUUAAGAAUGGUUAAAUCAAAGAAGCAAGUAUAUUCAACAGUGACAAUUGGGGAUGAGAAAAUGAUAUGCGACAUUUGCAGAAGAUCAGAUGUGGAUGAAACUCAACUCGGUCAAAAAUGUUGUUAUAUGAAUUAUAAAUUACAUUAUUUCUGUUUGCUACUAACACAAAAUACAUAUCAGACUGCUAAGCCAGACACUGGUAUUUUUGGUUUUACUGCGAAAACUAUUCAAGCUGCAUAUCGAAGAAUAUCACAAAAGAUAUGCCAUUAUUGUGGUGAGAAGAGGGCGAAUAUUAAAUGCUAUGAUGAAUAUUGCAUGAUAUUCUAUCAUCUGCCAUGUGGAAUUUUAAAUGAAUGUGUUACGCAAUAUUUUGAGACAUUCAACACCUACUGCCCUGAUCAUGCCCCAAAACAGAUUGUUUCAAAUGAAGACAUGUUGUACUCUUUGGCUAAUUCACGAUUUGAAGACUGCUGUGGUAUCUGUUAUGAUACAUUAAUUCCUGAAAUUAAUUAUAAAACUUUGUGGCCACCUUGUUGUCGAAAUGGGUUUUUUCAUAGGAAAUGCAUUUUGCAAUUUGCCUUCUCUGCGGGUGAGUCGCAUUUCAAAUGCCCGCUUUGCAAUGACAAAAAUGUUUUUGUUGAAGAAAUGCGAAGAAUUGGAGUAUAUGUUCCAAAAAAAGAUGCUUCAUGGGAAUUGGAGCCGGAAGCCUUCUAUGAUUUAUAUUUGAGAUAUGAUAAGUGCGAUGCUGAACCUUGUUUGUGUCCAGAUGGUAGAAAUCAUAGAGGACGCGAAGAUUCAGACUGGAUAUUACUUCUUUGCAUUUACUGUGGUUCAUCAGGAUGUCACAAGGCGUGCAUGAGCCAAAGUUUAAGUUCCGAAGAAAAUUCAAAAUAUAAAUGUACCAUGUGCCUAUCGAAUGCUUUACAACAACAUAACAUUUCUUUAUCGAUGCAACUGCCACCAAUAAAAUGCAAGAAUAAAUCUUUGAAUAAGAAAUGUUCUAAUUAUGGAAGUUGUAAAACCGUUGAGGCGAAGCAAGUCACAGAGGGGAUAAUGGUAGUUGCCGAUGCACCUGGUAAAGCAGUUGAUGUGUUGGAUAAUGUUGUUGAUAAUGGAGUGAGAGCAAUGUCAAGCUCCUCAGAAUCAGUUUACAUUUGUUCUAAUUGUCCACCUUUGGCACGAAUUAUGGCCUUCAAACGGCAGAAAAACCAUAACACGCUGCACGAAAGUGGCUCUGGGGUAUUUUGGUCCAUUCCCGGCGAGGCGCCUUUAUGGGAUGAUCGACACUUUGGUAUUUUUGAGUGCGAACCUUACUCUUCAAAAUGUCCAAGACACAAAAGUCCAGCGAAUUUAGAUCCAGAGAUUUUGGUGGCUAUUGUGCGAUGGAAAUGA